AUGGCUCCCUCCAACGUCGCUGCCUGGCUGCCCUCGCCCAGGGCCCGUCCGCUCAAAGUCGACAACGCCGAGUAUCCGACCGUUGGAGACAACGAGAUCGUCGUCAAGGUCUCUGCCGUUGCCCUCAACCCCAUGGACUGGCUCAUCCAGGUGCUCGGCGAGAAUCUCUUUUCCUGGCUGCAGUACCCCUACAUCGGCGGCACCGACGCGGCGGGCACCGUCGUCGAGGUGGGGCGGUCCGUGACCAAGUACAAGGUUGGCGACCGUGUCGUGGGUCUGGCCGCGGGCUUCACGCCUCGCGAGGGAGCCUUCCAGGACUACGUCGUCCUGCGCGCCAACGCGUCGGCGCCGAUCCCCGACAACCUGAGUUUCGAGGACGCUGUCGUGCUGCCACUGGGGCUGUGCACGGCGUACUGUGGCCUCUACCAAAAGGACUAUUUGGCGCUCGAGUACCCGCGCGUGGACCCCAAGCCCGCCGGCCGUACGGUGCUGAUCUGGGCCGGCGCAUCGAGCGUGGGUUCCAACGCCAUCCAGCUGGCCGUCGCGUCGGGCUACGAGGUCUUCACCACGGCAUCGCCCCAGAACUGGGACUACUGCAAGGCGCUCGGCGCGUCCCGCGUCUUUGACUACCGCAGCCCCACGGUCGUGCAGGACCUGGUGGACGCGUUCCAGGGCAAGACGUGCGCGGGCGGCUUUGCGAUCCACCCGGGCUCGGAACAGCCCGUCUUUGAGGUGGUGGCGCGCAGCGAAGGCGCCAAGACGGUCGCCGUGGCCGGGCCCUUGCCCAAGGACAUCCCCGCCGGCAUCACCGCCAAGGGCAUCUUCGCCGGCACCGAAGACGACGAGCUCCGCGGCAAGAUCUGGAACGAUUUCCUUCCCGAGGCGCUGGCACAGAGCAAGUACAAGUGCCAACCCGCCCCGCGCGUGGUCGGCCAGGGGUUGGACAAGAUCCAGGAAGGCCUUGAUCUGGGGGCCCAAGGCGUUUCGGCGCAGAAGUUAGUAGUCAAGCUUUGA
Molecule: messenger RNA, 1014 nt
Organism: Thermothielavioides terrestris NRRL 8126
Lineage: Eukaryota; Fungi; Ascomycota; Sordariomycetes; Sordariales; Chaetomiaceae
Exons: 1
Coding region: 1-1014 (337 amino acids)
Molecular function (GO): oxidoreductase activity, acting on NAD(P)H
Source: RefSeq, a predicted model, not a curated record